Molecule: messenger RNA, 1669 nt
Organism: Patiria miniata (bat star)
Lineage: Eukaryota; Metazoa; Echinodermata; Asteroidea; Valvatida; Asterinidae
Product: LRP chaperone MESD-like
Exons: 3
Coding region: 196-1221 (341 amino acids)
Biological process (GO): protein folding
Source: RefSeq, a predicted model, not a curated record
UUAAAAUUCCAAUGCUUGGUCCAACCAUUUCACGGUUGAAUGAUCCCAAACUAAACACGUGUCCUUCUCUGGCAUCGACGACUAAGUACACGUAAUCCUAACUGCAGAUUGGUCGGUCGCUAAUUUAUUGACCCCGCUAUAUUCCAACUUCCUUUUCUCGUCUGCUCAGUACAGUUUUGUAGAGCGAGCUAAACAAUGGCUGUAGGCAGAAGAACACUCCGCAUUUGCCAACUUCUCGUUGCCCUUCUCCUACUUUCAAUCUGCUUGAGGGUUGACGCUGGAAAGAAAGACGACGACAAAGAUGAGAAACAAGACAAAAAGCCGAAGAAGAAAAAAGAUAUUCGGGAUUACGACGAUGCCGAUAUGGAGCGAUUGUUCAUGGAGUGGGAAGAACAUGAGGAGGAACAUGACCCCGAUGACCUUUUGGAACACGAGCGACCUCCCGCCAAAAUUGACAUGUCCCAGAUCGACCCCAGUAACCCCGAGUCGGCACUCAAGCUGACCAAGAAGGGCAAGACGCUCAUGUUGUUUGUCACUGUUUCGGGAAAUCCCACGGAGGAAGAAACCGAAACAAUUACGAAUCAAUGGCAAAGCAUGCUGUUCAAUGCCCACUACAAUUUCAAGAGGUAUCCAGUGAGCAGCAACCGUGCUAUUUUUCUGCUGACGGACGGAAGCUUGGCCUGGGAGAUCAAAGAUUUCCUCAUUGAGCAAGACCGAUGUGAUGAAGUCACCAUCGACAGCCAGGUCUAUUAUGGCAAAGGCUCAGGGAAGAAGGUCGAUGGAAAAGGAAAGACCAUCGGGGUUGAUGAUGACAAAGACAAAGACAAGAAAUCAGACAAGAAAAAGACAACCAAGAAAAGUCCACCUAAGGCCGAUAAACAAAAGGAGAAACCGAAGAGCUCGUCCAGCAAGCACGAUUCCAAACAGGAUUCUAAGGAAGAGCGAAAGAAGACGGUCAAACCAACAAAAGAUAAAUCUGAGGACAAAACUGUGAAGAAAGAGAAGGAAGAAGGCAAGGCUGAUACGUUCUUCCCGCAAGUGGACGAAAUUGAUGAGGAGGAAAUGGAUGGAGAGCACGUGGAGCAAAGCGAACCUGCUGACCGCGCCAAGAAAGCUCGGGAAAAAGUCAAAGGGUACAAAUCAGCACAGCCACUGGAAAUGCCGAGGAAGGACGGAGAUAGUGAUCUACCGAAAAAAGACAAGCAAAAAGAGGAACUAUAAAACCAGGGUAACAUCAAAUCAAGGCCACGAAAAACAAAAGUAUGUUUUGCCAUCUGAAGUUAAUAUAGUUGCACGACGGUAUUCCUAACAACUCUUCUUUCUAUACAAGUUUGGUGGUGUUUGGUUCAAUUUUUAUUAAAAUAUUUUCUUUCUUCAAAUGUUAUUAGAGGCUUGGUCUCGGUGCCAAUGAAGCAUAUUCAGAAUUUUUACAUUCCUUUUAUGCAUUCUUGAAGAUUUUGUACAUACCAGCAUCCUUGUUUUUUUUUUUUAUUAGACAUGCAUUGAAAUGUGUGCAAAUGACUUUCUGACUCGGAUGCAAAAUCUGUGAUCUAAAUUUUGAUUUUAUAUUUUAGGGGGAGAAAAUACUGAAUUAGAUCAAUUAACAAACCCACCAAUCAAAGUAAUUGAAAUUCUUUAAUUAAAAUAGCACCGAGGUGUACACUUGAAA